UGUGUGUGUGUCAGAGUCAGAAAUAGAAAGCUGAAGAACCUCCAGCUCAGAUUGGAUGUGUGAUACUGUCCAAAACGCAUGUACCAUGUCCGAGGACCUGAAGGAGAAGCGCAGAAAACAAGCCCAGCCAAAGAGAAGUCAAGGUGACUGUUAUGAGCAACUCCAUACAGAAAGGGAAUUUUCAUCCAAAAUAGAAAGAGAUGAAGAGAGAAGAUCGAGGACCCCUCUUACCUUAACCUUCCCACCAACACUGAAAAGUGAAGCCAAUCUGGGUGUGGCGCCUGCAGAGAGACCAGAACUGAAAUCUUGUGGUCGCUGUGGAAAGGAUAAUAGCUUAACAGACAAUGGCUGCCAGAUUGACUCUUCUCUAAAUGCAUGUCACUGCCUAGAUAUUCCCCAGCAGGAUCUACAGAUUACACUGAAGAAUACAACAGAAAACAGAAAAUUUAAGUGUGUGGAAUGUGGAAAAGCAUUCAAGUUCAAACAUCAUUUAAAAGAACACUUUCGCAUACAUAGCGGAGAAAAACCCUAUGAAUGUUCCAAGUGCAAAAGAAGGUUUUCACACUCUGGAUCUUACAGCUCUCAUUUAAACAACAGGAAAUGCUUCCCUGCUAAAGAUAGUAAUUCCAUACCUCCUCCACUAAUGCAUUCAUGUUCCCUUCCUGGAGGACUUGACUUUGGACAAAAGUAUAGAGAUCAAGCCAAACUGCAACACUCCCAUAGUAAAAACUGGCUAAUGUACCAUCCAGUUGCUGAUCCUUUACCAGCCCCGCAUGUCACAUGGUGUAGCCAUGAUUUUAAUAUCACACCUGGAUCUCUUGAGAACAUCCCUUUUGACAUGGCUUUGAAUCCGCAGUUGGGAAAGGCUUCCGAUCUUUGGCAUUUUGGCAACGAUUGCUGGAGGAAUUUGCCACAAAUCCAUUCCAACAGGUGGCCAGAAGAUGAUGUUAGACAGUGGGGCUCUCAGGAAAUGGAUCACCAGAAUGCCGGUGUCUCUCAGUGUGCAAAGUAUCAACCAGAAACACUGCUUGCCAGGAGGCACUAUGAAACCGAACAAAACACAACUUCCUUAAUUCAGUACCAUAGAGACUACCCUACUGAAACUAUAGGAAAUGAUUUAGUAAUAAAUACAAAUGCUCCACCGAGAAAGCCCAGUACAGAGAGCUUAGAAACCGAAAAAGAACAUCAGGCAAAAAAAACUAAUGGAUGUGACCAGCCUUCAUCUCCUAAAUGUCCACAAAAGCUGUUAUCUCCUGCCAACAGGCUGGAAACAUCACAUCAUUGCCAUUCAAUGAUUCAGUACUGUAGUUCAGAACACAUCAAGUCAAAUUCUAUAAGAUCUGUUAAUGCACGCCCUGACAAUCCUCUAAAAGACACCCAGAUUGAGCCUCUGGACUUGUCUGUACCAAAAAUACAGGCCAAUCCACAUAAAAUAAAAUAUUUAAGUGAGGGACCUUUGAAACAAGCAAAUUAUACAUUGAGAAGUAAAAGUCCCAAGCCAGAUUUAUUUUCACAUUACAUUUUGCCACAGCAUGUGUCAAACAAUUUGCCAUGUACUUUGCCAGACGUACUACACAACUUCAUUCAGAAUCGUUAUCCAUUUCUACAUAUUAAUCAUAGUUUCAGUGGACUCUCAUUCUGCCCCUUUAUAAACUGCUUUUAUGGAACCCAACCAAAUAACUUGGGGAGGAGAAGUGAAGACUUCACAUCAAUGAAUAUCUCGGAGGAAGGGAAACAAACUGAAAGUGCACCACGGAAGAAGAGCAAGAAAGCUCAGAAUGGUUUAUAUGCCUGUGAUCAGUGUAAUAAGAGUUUUCAGAAAAGCAGCUCUCUUCUACGCCAUAAAUAUGAGCAUACAGGAAAUAGACCGCAUCAAUGUGAAGUUUGCAACAAGGCGUUCAAGCACAAGCAUCACCUCAUUGAGCAUAUUCGGCUACACUCAGGAGAAAAGCCAUAUUGUUGUGAUAAAUGUGGUAAGAGAUUCUCCCAUUCUGGGUCCUUCUCUCAGCAUAUGAAUCAUCGGUAUUCUUACUGCCAUAGAAACUCUACAGAUCUCCCAGAAAAUGGUGAAAUGACUUGGGGAAAUACAUCUAACCAGUCUGAAAAUUACCCAGUGUUGCCUUCUCUUGAGACACUGAGAAACAUGGUGCAGAGCUAAUGAGUGCCCAUAGGGUACUUAAAGAAAAGCACUACAAUUGCUCUCUAAGGAAGUGGACCAAUGGACACAUGAUUGCAGAAUCAGCAACAUGACCCAGUUUAAUUCGAACAAUUAAAAGGGUUGUUGAAUCUAGGGCAUUUAUGGCAUAUCGAUGACCGCUCCUUUCUCAAGGAUGGGGCCCCACAGAUGCAUGACUUGUUCUCCAUUCACUUUGUUCUUGAGAUAAUAGCAAGUCCCAGAUUGACCUGCUCCUAUUGGAUAUUUAUGACAUAUUCUAUCAAUAUGCCAUAUAUGUCCUAGAUGGAAAAACUCUUUUAAAGAAUACACAGUAUUACUUUUUCAAAAUAACCGGUCCAGAAAAAAAACAGGAUCUAUUUUUAAGGGUUUAUACACAAAUCACAUAUUAGAUCUUCUUGGUGAUAUGUCCUGUGUGUGCAAUAAUAAUAACAAAGAUGAUGACUACUAUUAAAAAAGUUGAUGUGCCUAUGUUCUGCAUAGGCUGAUGGAGUUUUCCCACAACAAGUACCGUCUGACUUGUUAUAUUCCAAUUGUUUGAAUUUAAGGGAAGAGGGAACCAUUAAUGUAAAACCUUGAAGGCUGGAAUCAAACAUAUAUAGAUUUUUUUUUAGGUCUGUUAGGUGUUUGAGUGGAUCCAAAAAGAAGAAAAGGUAUACGGAAAAAAAUAUGCUUCUUUUUUAUAUAUACCCUUGUGUUGGGACUUAAAAAGUGUACCAAAAACUGCUACAAAACUGUGCAGUAUAUGUGAUUCCAGAAUAACAUAGCCCCCCACCUUCUAUGUGAUAUUUAUAAUACUAGUGUCUUCUUAUAUGACAGACAGGUCUUUGGGCCCACUUAGGCAUCGGGGCUCAGAGGCAAUUGCUACUUCCACACCCUCUAUAGCUACACACCUGGCACUCUGCAUUGUUUUAGCAUACAUCGCACUCAUGCUGUUAUAAUCUGAACUAUGGUGUGCUAUAUGUAACAACCACUAUUCUCUAUGUAUGUAUGCAAAUGUCUGGUGCUAUUAAUGCUUAAAUAGGUAAAUAAUUGCCAUCUCUUUUACUCACAGCACUAGCUCUGGCUUAUUUUUAUAGUUAUGUUACUCAGUGGUACUAGUGUUACAUAAAGGUCCAGGAAAGUUUGAAGGAGUAUGUUGCACAAUAUUAGGAGAAAUUAUAUUAUACAUAAUACUACUGUAUGGCUUAAUAUAUUUUACCAAAAUACAGGGUUGCAAAUACAAAAUAUUGUAAUAACAUAUAAGAUUUUUUUCCCACUAACAAUGAACAUGACAUUUAGUCCAACACUAGAACUGAAAUCUAUAAAAAAAAAAAAACAUAAAAGGGGUUGUCUAAUGUAGAAAACCUAUUUUCAAAGGUCCUAUUCUAAAAAGCUUAGAGUGGGAUCCACCAUCCAAGACCUUAUAGUCAUAGUCUAGAGAAGGGAGGUGUCUCUCUCUGGCGUGAGAAAAAACAAUCUUACUGAAUUUCUCCCCAUCUACUUCUGGAUAGUCAUAAUUAACUAGAAAUCUUAGAAAAUUUGAAGAUGUUUUACCAUGUUCAUGGGAUUCUUUUGAAUAAGUGGGAGGAAACAUUCCCCAAUUUGGCCUGGGUGAUCUCCUUGGUAUUGGACAUUUCUACCUUGCUGUCCCCAAAGAAAUGUUUCUUGUUCCUGUAGGUGUAGAUAGACUAUUGCAUCCUGACUGGUAGAUUUAUCUCCAAUUAUGAAACACAGCAGGCACAAUAUCAAAGACGGCAACAGGAACAAUAUUGGGGGGAGGCAAUAGGUUAAUGGAAGUUAGAAAACAGUCUCUUCGUUUUUUAAAGAGGGGACCAACCUGUCCUUUGCUAUGUAUGUAUAUAUGUAUGUAUGUGUGUGUAUGUGUAUAUGUGUAUAUAUAUACACACACCUUAAUAUGGGUGCCUAAAUAUGUUCCUAUUACAGUUGAGUGAAACCAGCCUUAGUAGUAGGCAAUGCCCGUUCUUACAGUUCCCAUGAAAGCCAUUUCCAGAUUGGUCAUAUCAUCCCAGUAAAGACCUAGCAGUUUUAUAAAUUGGAUUACACACAAAGUGGUAAAUGACUGCAAAACUGUUUUAAUAUUUUUUGCAUCUAAGAUUUUAAUAUUUACAUUAUUUACAUAUUUUAUAUCAUAUUGAAUAUUUCUGUUUCUUACAUAUGUAUUUGAAAAUGUACCAGCAGAAAUUAUAUGUACUAUGUGCAUGUCAAUUUCUAGAUAUAUUAUGACUUGCUAUCUGUCAAAUGAAAGAUGCACCUGUUCGAAAAAGUAAAAUACAUGUUAUUUUUGUACCUUCCAUAGCUGUACAGAGUUCAACUAUUUUCUUAUGUAUUGUAGAAAUAUGUACUUCUAUUCACCAAUAAUGACAAUAAAACAACUAUAUAUAUAUAUAUAUAUAUAUAACAGGAAACACAUUGUCACAUGAUAUUGUGCUACCAUAGACUGUAUUCUAUCCUGAGGUGUAAAUUGUCAUAUAAAUAGAUUAUUCUGUAUGAUUAACAACUAUACUCAGUAUGCUAAUAAACAUUUUAGUCUCUAAACGGGGUGAUUUUAUUGUGUAGCCUGAUUGGCAAGAGAAGUACAAUUUGCCAUUAAGCCUCACUCACAUACUAGUAAAGGUGAAAUACAGCUGGGUUAGGGUACUUUCACACCAGCGGCAAGGAACUCCAGCAGGCUGUUCCGGCGGGUGAACAGCCUGUCGGAUCCGUGCUGCCGCUAGUGCACGUGUGCCCCCGGACUAUCGCUCCGGCCCCAUUGACUAUAAUGAAGGCGGGACAGAGUUCCGGAGGCAGCACAGCAAACAUGCCGAGAGGCGACCAGAAUAAAACUAUGACCUGUAGUCAAUGGGGCCGGAGUGGUAGUCCGGGGGGAGGCGUGCACUAGCGCCAGCAUACAUCCGACAGGCUGUUCACCCGCCGGAACAGCCUGCCGAAGUUCCUUGCCGCUAGUGUUAAACUAGCCUAAUACAGUUGUUGAUUUAUGACAUUAAUUUCUUUUGUAUUUUCAUCCAUGUUUAUUUCAUAUUAAAAUAAUAUGCUAUAUAUUAAGCACUCUUGCAGAAUGUGAAAAUAUAGUACUAAUAUGGACAACCAUAUACCUGGACAGAUUUACCAAGGGUGUGGCCACACGGUCAGAUUUCCGGAUGCAGGUCUUAAAAGGAGUGACUAAAAAAAACCCUAGAGAAGUCAUAUCUGUCCUUCACACUUUCUCUCCUUUCACGAUCCACUACUGGUUUUAGCUUCCAAAACUGUAUGCAGAAACCUGACAGUCUAGGCCAGUGAUGGCUAACCUUGGCACUCCAGCUGUGGUAAAACUACAACUCCCAAGAUGCCCCCCUUGCUUGGCUGCUCUCAGAGCUCUGUAGAAAUAAAUGGAGCAUGCUGGGAGUCGUAGUUUCACCACAGCUGGAGUGCCAAGGUUAGCCAUCACUGGUCUAGGCGUAUCCUAAGGCCGCUUUCAGACGAGCGUAUUUGCAAUGCAUAUAUAGUCUGGAUUUAGUGUACCAGAAUCCGCUGCUAAUGUUAAUGAAUGGAGCUAUUCACAUGGGCGUAUAAUUUCCGCCAGUAUUUGAAAUCCGCAACAUGUCCAAGUUUUGUGCAGAUUUGUUUCCAAAAAUACACAUUACAGUCUGUGCAGUGCAUAAAUAAUGAAGAAAGAAAUCCGCAUGUAAAUCCUGAUGACAAUACUGAUGGUAUAUCAUCAGGAUCCGGAGCCAGAAUACUGACGGAUUUCAAUACACUUGUCUAAAAGCGGCCUAAAGCCUCAUUCACACGUCAGUGUUUGCUCAGUUAUUUUCAUCAGUGAUUUUCAGCCAAAACCAGGUGCAGCUCUAAACACAGAACAGGUGCAGAUCUUUCCAUUAUACCUUAUGUCUGUGGAGGCUCCAAUCCUGGUUUUGGCUCAUGAUCACUGAUGGAAAUCACUGACUGGUGGUUCCUACUCUAGUCUCAGUCUAAAGUCCUUAGAAGUGAAAUGCGCUGAAUUUAUUAAGUCUCACGCCUCUUAAAAAAUUUGGCACAUCAAGAAAAUUAAAUGUAUUACAGUUUUACGCCAGUUUGUUUUGAAAAGGGGAGAGAAGUGUAAAAAAUAGACAGCUUUGUGAAUGGUUACAUUUACUAAAAAAAAAAAAAGGGGAGGGCAUACAGAUGAGAUUUACACAACAAAAAUAUUGUACCAGUGAAAAGCAAUUUAUUGGUUAAAGCCAGCAAUUAAAAAUCUGCACAAAUAUAAACAUGGUGAUAAGUAACCCAUAAAAAGAGUACACGCAGGGCUGGGGAUAUACAAAUAAUAGCAGGCUGGGUUAGACUGAUAAUGCGAAUACAUACAGGAGCCCCCUGAGGAAGCCGUAUGCAUAGGGCAGGGUUUGGCUAGAACAUGUGGAGACUGCUUUUUAUACAUUUUGUGAACUUGUGGUAAAGGAUCGUUGCUCUGUCUGAUUUACUAUAUAUCUAGAUUCAUUGAUACAUAUUUGUGUCAUACCCUUAAUAUUCCUUUGCUGUAUUUGCAUUAUCAGUGUAACCCACUCUGGGCUCUGCUAUUAUUUGUAUAUGCCCCUCUGUGUAUGGAACCUUAUUAUAGGUUACCACCAUGUUUGUGUUUUUGUCUGUGCAGAUUUUUAAUUAUUGUCCAUAACUAGGGUUGAGAGAAUCGAAGUAUCAGAAGUGGACAUCGAUCUGAAUUUCAGGGAAAAUUUGAUUCACCGCAAAUCCUAAAUUUCCUCAUGCUCCGUGGUAAUGAAUCAAUUAGGCUACUUUCACACUAGCAUUGUAAGAAUCUGGCAGGCAGUUCAAUUGCCGUAACUGCCUGCCAGAUCUAGCAAACAGUAUGCAAAUUGAUAUCCUUUUUUUCCGGAUUCAUUAGAUGGAUCCGGUGAAAUACUGCAUCCGGAAUAACAGAUCCGGUAUUGAAAUUUUUUCAAAGAUCAAAAGCGAAGCCAGCUCUUCCUAUAUCCCGGCGCAUACACAGACCGGAAAACCGGAUGCAGCGACGCUACAAUUUCCGGAACACUUGGUACCAGAUCCAGCAUUAAUACAUCUCUAUGGAAAUUAAUGCCGUAUUAUUAGUGCGGUAUUGUUACGGGAUUUUGGCAGGAAAAAUGACGUACAAAGGACGGAACGGAAGACAUCCUGAUGCAUACUGAACUGAUUGCUUUCCAUUCAGAAUGCAUUAGGACAAAACUGAUGCGUUUUUUUCCGGUAUUGAGACCCAUUACCGGAUUUUAUUACCAGAAAAGAAUAACGCUAGUGUGAAAGUACCCUUAUACUCGCCUCAUCCAUUUGCAUGUGAAGAGGCCGCUGUGGCAAUCUUGAAUAAAGAGCGCCCGCGAGAUUUCAGCGUAAAGACGUCAUCACACAACAUUUCUCACACUGUGUUCAAUCAAGAUGGCCGCUGCAGGAUUAACCACUGAAAGCCCUCAAUGUUCACGGCAUCUGAGGGUUUUAUCGAAGGUGGGCCGUGCAAUCGCCGCUCCCUGUGAUUGCGCCCGCUAAUUACAAAGAAAUGCACUUUGUGACAAAGUAAUUAGUCAUGAAGUGAAAUUUGGCAAAGCAGCGGAAUCAAAGUUUUGAUCACUAGUCAUAACCAAUAGUGUUUUUCAUUGGUACAAUAUUUUUAAUGUGCAAAUAUCAUCUUUACAUCUCCCCUUCUUUGUAUUUUGUAUCUGGUUGUUUAGGGACAUACACUCACUUCACAUUAACUAAUAUGAGCACACCUAGAUAUGGGCAUAAAUUGCUCCAAAAAGUGGUGCAAUUUGGCAUAUCCAAAUUUAGAGAAAGCCUCUGUGCCUUGUCCAAAAAUGUAGGUGGCUUAACAGGAAAGGGAGUGGCUGUUUUGUACAUUACUUUUGGCCUGUGUGCCCACUUUCUUUUUUAGGGGCAUCACAAUUAGAAGCUUCCAAAUAUGAAACUAAUAUGGAGAUAAAUCAUAGGUUAAAUGUAGCUGCAGUCUACAGUUGCAAGAAAAAAUAUGUGAACCCUUUGGAAUUAUAUGGAUUUCUGC
Molecule: messenger RNA, 8168 nt
Organism: Bufo gargarizans (Asiatic toad)
Lineage: Eukaryota; Metazoa; Chordata; Amphibia; Anura; Bufonidae
Product: zinc finger E-box-binding homeobox 1-like
Exons: 7
Coding region: 56-2158 (700 amino acids)
Biological process (GO): regulation of transcription by RNA polymerase II; anatomical structure development
Molecular function (GO): RNA polymerase II cis-regulatory region sequence-specific DNA binding; DNA-binding transcription factor activity, RNA polymerase II-specific
Source: RefSeq, a predicted model, not a curated record